Molecule: messenger RNA, 518 nt
Organism: Zerene cesonia (dogface butterfly)
Lineage: Eukaryota; Metazoa; Arthropoda; Insecta; Lepidoptera; Pieridae
Exons: 2
Coding region: 11-436 (141 amino acids)
Source: RefSeq, a predicted model, not a curated record
UAAUAUCACUAUGUAUAAAUAUAUCGCGUGUUUCGCUCUAUUAAUUGCAGUUCGUUGUAAAACAAAUUCAGAUUUGAUAAACAAUGAAAAAAAACAUGAAGAUAAUCUUAACAUCGCACCCUUUGAAAAUAUCAAUGUUAAGGAAGACAUUUAUACAAAUGGGAAUGCAGUGAACAAUAUAGCAGAUCAAUUUCUGAAAGGUGAGAUCGGAGUCCCAAAUGGUGAUGAAAUUGAAUAUAAACGGAUAGCUAGAGAGACAGAUGACGAUUAUGAUGAUGAGGGCAGUUUUAUAAGUACGAAUGAUAAAAAUGACCAUGAUUUUAUACACAACGUCAGUAAUUGUCCGGCUCAGUUUACGAGGUCUCCAUGGGGCAAAUGCAUUUCAUGUGAUGAAUAUAAGCUGAAAUUCGGAAAAGUUGGGGCUAGUUGCAAAUAAAAAGUAAAUCAUAAUAUAAUCGCAAGUUAAGAACACAAAAAAGCUUUGUUUUUCUUUUUAAAUUAAUAAAAGCAUUUGUUGA